AUGAUCCUAAAUUCACCAGGGAGUGCUGGGAAUAGUCAUGUCCCCCUGCUGGGCCUGUUCCCCCCAGUGAUCUGUGUAUGUCCUUGCCAGGAAUGUGUUCCAGAAAACCUGGAACUGAAGAGGAAGAUUUUUGCUCAGUUAGAUGGAAUCAUUGGUGACGACGUGAUCCUCAGCAGCUCCACCUCAUGCCUCUUGCCUUCCAGGCUGUUUGCAGGACUGGUGCACGUGAAGCAGUGCCUUGUGGCGCACCCUGUGAAUCCUCCAUAUUAUGUCCCACUGGUGGAGCUGGUCCCGCAUCCAGAGACAGCCCCUGCAACAGUGGAUAGGACCUACGCCCUGAUGCAGAAGAUUGGACAGUCUCCGGUCAGGGUCCUGAAGGAGGUCGACGGCUUUGUCCUGAACCGCCUGCAAUAUGCGGUCAUCAGUGAGGCCUGGAGGCUGGUGCAGGAAGGAACGGUGUCUCCGACUGACCUGGACCUCGUCAUGUCUCACGGCCUCGGCCUGCGCUAUGCGUUCAUGGGACCCCUGGAAACCAUGCAUCUCAAUGCAGAAGGUAUGUUAAGCUACUGUGACAGAUAUGGAGAAAGCAUGAAACAUGUCCUCAAGACUUUCGGACCCAUUCCAGAGUUUUCUGGGGCCACAGUUGAAAAGGUUCAUCAGGCCAUGUGUAUGAAAGUCCCAGCUGACCCUGAGCACUUGGGUGCCAGGAGGCAGUGGAGAGAUCAGUGCCUCAUGAGGCUUGCCAACCUGAAGAGUCAGAUGCCGUCCCAGUGAAGUGCUGUAGAAUGCUGUCGCUCCCCUCAGCGGAAGUCCUAAUUGAUGGGAUCAUAAUUCACUUCUGAUUGUGCCUUGGAUGUGGGUACAAUUCAAAGUAGCGUUGAAUUCUCAGGGCUUUUGAUUUUCUGCCACCUGGGCAAGCAAAUCCUGUCAAGAUUAUCCCUUUUGAUUUUCAAGUGUGAUUAUGUAGCCUACAUUUUAUAGCUAAUGAUUGUUUCAAAUCAUUUUAAUCUGUAGCAAAAUAUUUUUUAAAUUAUUUCCAAUCUCUUUCUGAGUACUCUGUGGCCCUGCAUUUUUGAGACAACUAACUACUUUCACUUUGCCAGUGCUUAUUCUGAAUAAAAUUUUUUGAUUCCA
Molecule: messenger RNA, 1134 nt
Organism: Artibeus jamaicensis (Jamaican fruit-eating bat)
Lineage: Eukaryota; Metazoa; Chordata; Mammalia; Chiroptera; Phyllostomidae
Product: lambda-crystallin homolog
Exons: 6
Coding region: 1-774 (257 amino acids)
Biological process (GO): fatty acid metabolic process
Molecular function (GO): L-gulonate 3-dehydrogenase activity; NAD+ binding
Source: RefSeq, a predicted model, not a curated record